This is a messenger RNA of Bombina bombina (fire-bellied toad), 7780 nucleotides long. RefSeq names its product ATPase family AAA domain containing 2B (gene ATAD2B). The record is from RefSeq and is a predicted model, not a curated record. Bases 135 to 4175 code for a protein of 1346 amino acids. Gene Ontology annotation, biological process: positive regulation of transcription by RNA polymerase II. Gene Ontology annotation, cellular component: nucleus. Gene Ontology annotation, molecular function: histone binding; ATP hydrolysis activity; ATP binding. The transcript has 27 exons. NCBI's taxonomy places the organism in Eukaryota, Metazoa, Chordata, Amphibia, Anura, Bombinatoridae.
AAAGGGAAAUGGCGGCCGAUGGCUGCGCCUGAUUAGAGGGGGGUGCCGGGAGAUACAGUGGCGCUGCCCCGGUGGGAAGAGGGCACUGACUGGAGGCAUACAGUAAACUAGCUGGACCUCGGCCGGAGGGAACAAUGGUGAAGACCCGGCGCAGUUCGUUGAAAGGCCAAAAUGAGAGGUUCAUUUCUUCUCGUACCCGGUCCAAUAAGAGUCUGGUCCGGGCCAGUAAGGAGCCGGCACAGAAGGAUACCUGCAGUGAUGUGUCGUUGAGUGACAGCCACUUAUCUCCUCCAGCCAAACGGAAUUGUAAGCAUGCUGAGCCUGUCUGUAAUGAAAGCCAAAAAACACGUACAACCAGCCCGCGAGAGGGUUGGGGCAUUUCUACAAGACGAUCAAGGUUGAAUUCUCAGACUGGUGCUACAUUACCAAACAGCCGCACUAGCUUAUCUCUUAGAAGUCACCCACGUCUUGUUGAGAAGGAGGCUAGUGUUGAACGCGCCUGCAUUAAUGGCACCAGAGAAGUCAGAAGAAGCUGUAGGUCCAAGAGUAACCGAUUUGAAACCUUGAAUCAGAGCUUAUUAUUUGAUCAACUUGUUAACAGUACUGCUGAAGCUGUGUUGCAGGAAAUGGAUAACAUAAACAUCAGGCGGAGUGGGAAAUCUAGAGAGGUGGAGCGGUUAAGAAUGUGGACCGAUACUGAAUUUGAGAACAUGGAUAUGUAUUCCCGUGUGAAGAGAAGAAGAAAAAGUCUUCGACGAAAUGCCUAUCCAAUCAAGAAUCGGCAUGAGGAAUCCUCAGAAGGAGAAGAGGACGUUUCAGAAGAAUCCCAGGAGGAAGGUGAGGAUGGAGAUGAAGAAGCGGAGGUGGAAGGAGAGGAAAUUGACCGACCGUACAACUUGAGACAGAGGAAAACUGUUGAGAGAUACCAAGCACCUCCUAUCGAGCCAGCACAUCAAAAAAAGAGGCAAAGCACUUUGUUCGAUACACACAGAUCUCCUGCAAGAAGAAGUCAUAUCCGCGUUUUCCGUAACUCCGCUAUCUGGGAAUUCACCCCUGCAAGAAAUUUGUCCAUCUCAUCGAUGGUGCGUUUCGAUAGUGUUGGUGGUCUGAGUGAACACAUUCACGCAUUAAAAGAAAUGGUUGUAUUCCCUCUUCUUUAUCCGGAGAUUUUUGAAAAAUUUAAAAUCCAACCUCCUAGGGGUUGUCUCUUCUUUGGCCCGCCUGGAACAGGUAAAACUUUGGUUGCCAGAGCACUUGCCAAUGAAUGCAGUCAAGGUGAUAAGAAGGUGUCAUUCUUCAUGCGCAAAGGAGCCGACUGUCUCAGCAAAUGGGUGGGGGAGUCCGAGCGACAGCUGCGGCUCCUGUUUGACCAAGCAUAUGUGAUGCGGCCGUCUAUUAUCUUCUUUGAUGAAAUAGAUGGCCUAGCUCCAGUUCGCUCCAGCAGGCAGGAUCAGAUACAUAGUUCUAUAGUAUCAACGCUGCUUGCACUCAUGGACGGAUUGGACAAUAGAGGUGAAAUUGUCGUUAUUGGUGCUACCAACAGACUUGAUUCAAUAGAUCCAGCACUCAGGAGACCUGGUCGGUUUGACAGGGAAUUUCUUUUCGGUUUACCUGAUCAGAAGGCAAGAAAGCACAUAUUGCAAAUACACACCAGAGACUGGAAUCCUAAACUGUCUGACGCAUUCCUGGUUGAAUUAGCGGAGAAAUGUGUUGGCUACUGUGGAGCUGACAUUAAAGCACUUUGCACUGAGGCUGCCUUGAGUGCCCUUCGUCGGCGCUACCCUCAAAUUUAUGCCAGCAGUCAGAAGCUGCAACUGGAUAUUUCUUCAGUUGUUCUUGGUGCCCAAGAUUUUUACCAUGCAAUGAAAAACAUUGUGCCUGCUUCUCAACGUGCUGUGAUGUCUCCUGGACAAGCUCUUACCCCUGUUAUAAAGCCGUUAUUAGAGCGCACUUACACUUACAUCAUCCGUGUGUUACACAAAGUCUUUCCUCACGCUGAGCUCAGCAAAAACCACAAAAAUGAUGAUGUUUCAAGUCUCCUACUGGAGGACAGUGAAGACGAGAAUGAUUUGUCCAUAUUUGAUGUGAGUUGUGUCUCAGGAUCACCAAAGAAACAACAAGCUGCUCUCCACAAACCCUUUCUCCACUUCACAAUGUCUGCUUGCCACCAGCCAACCUCUUGCCGACCCCGGUUGCUUCUCUCUGGGGAGCCUGGCUCGGGUCAGACUUCGCACCUUGCUCCUGCUGUGUUGCACACCCUUGAAAAAUUUUCUGUGCACAGACUAGAUCUACCAGCACUUUACUCUGUUAGUGCUAAAACUCCUGAGGAAUCAUGUGCACAGAUAUUCCGUGAAGCACGGAGAUCAGUACCCAGUGUUGUUUACAUGCCUCAUAUUGAAGACUGGUGGGAUGCUGUCAGUGAAACUGUGAGAGCAACUUUUUUGACGCUUCUACAAGAUAUACCAUCAUUUUCUCCUAUAUUUUUACUAUCUACCUCUGAAUCUGCAUACAGUGAACUGCCAGAGGAGGUGAAGUGUAUUUUCAGGAUUCAAUACGAGGAGGUUUUUAUUAUUCAAAGACCCAGCAAAGAGGAUCGUAUGAAAUUUUUUCAGGAUCUUAUACUCCUCCACGCAGCUAUGCGCCCUCCAAGGAAUCGAAAAGCUGCACAGCGGGCUUUGGAAGUUCUACCUCUUGCUUUGCCACCACCAUGUCACCAGCUCUCAGAAGUGGAAAAACAACGUAUGGAGGACCAUGAAGAGAAUACACUGAGGGAGCUACGAUUAUUCCUCAGGGAUGUCACCAAACGUCUGGCCACUGACAAGCGUUUUAGCAUCUUCAGCAAACCGGUGGAUAUUGAAGAGAUUUCAGAUUACCUUGAAGUUAUCAAACAGCCCAUGGACCUUUCCACCAUAAUGACCAAAAUUGACAAACACCGUUACAUGACAGUCAAGGAUUUCCUUUUGGAUGUUGACCUUAUCUGUAGCAAUGCUUUGGAAUACAAUCCUGACAAAGAACCGGGAGAUAAGAUUAUUAGACACCGUGCAUGCAAUCUGAAGGAUACUGCACAUGCCAUUAUUGCUGCUGAACUUGAUCCAGAGUUCAAUAAACUUUGUGAAGAGGUUAAAGAAUCCAGAACCAAAAGAGGUUUGACGGUGACUUCAGAGCAAAUAAAUCCUCAAAGUUCUGUAGCUCGCAGACUAGAUACUGGUGCUGAAGAAGCGUUGCAGAACAAACAUGGAACUGUGUUAGAUGUUGGAAACCAAUCUGGAGGUAAAUGUACGUUUCCUCUUCGGAGAAAGCAGCGCAGACGUCCUCAGUGGGGGAGAGGAAUAAUUAAAAAGAAAAAAUCCACCUAUUACUUAAAGAAAGAAGAUGAGGAUGCCAAGUUUAGAGAGUAUGAAAAUCAUGAAGAUACACUUGAAAACGGUGAUUUGGAGCUUGAGGAAAAUGGAGAAGAGACUGGAGACCUCUCUUUGACUAAUGAUGAAUCAUCCUGUGACAUCAUGGAUGGAGAUACAGAACACCACAAUGGCACCCAUGGUAAGGGUAGCAGUAGCUUUGUGUACACUGAAGAGGACAGUUCUAAUGAAUCUUUACUGGUAAAUAGCAAGAUGUCACUGAAAGGAACGUCUGUAGGCGGAAAGAAUCAUGCUAUAGCUUUGGACUGUUUGAAUGGCAGUGCUUCUUAUGACAGUUUGGAAAGUGUGCAAGAACUUAACUGCAAGGGUAAAGCUGGUAAGCUGACACCUAUUGAGAAAAGUCAGAGUUCCAGUAUUAGUGAACACCCUAAGGAAGGACUAGCAAAUUGUCAAUUAACUGGUGACAAUGCAGCAAACAUACACAAUGAUCAAAUGCAAGCUGUGCAUGACAAUGACCACACAAGGAGGCCGCCAAGAAUAAAUACAGUGGAUAAUCAAGUAGGUGAAUCGUGCAGCAGUUUGUUGCCGAAUGAGCACGUUUUGGAGGAGAUUAUGGAGCCAGAACCCCCUUUGAUUGUGGACCAUGAGAGGUUAAAGAAACUUCUUCAAACAGUUGUUAAAAAAAGCCACAAUUUCACGGUUGAUCAACUUGAAAGGUGUUUCUCUGUUCUCAGUCAAUGUAUCUACCUGCAUCGGAAAGAUUAUGACAAAACAAAACUAAUAGAGGAGAUGGAAAGAACAGUUGACAUGUUUUGAAACAUUCCUGUGAAGGCUUUCAAUGCAGGGAGCUUAUCUUCAUUGAAGAGCAUCCUCUGAGUUCUUAGAUUAGAUAUUUAUUUCCAGUGGCACCAUUAUUUGCUGAGCCCAUGUCUUGAGCUUUUGAUAUUUCUCCCACCGCUGUUCAGUGAGAUUGGUGCUAACAUCUCAGGUACUAAAUGCCAACCAGCCUACUAGAACCAAACAAAACUCCACAACAAUGGAUAAAACACAACUCAACAGCUUGAAGAUUUGCGGUGCUAACUGUGGUUGGAUAGGAAAUCCACCUCUGAAGAGCAAGCCCUCAGAAACAUCCCCUUCAAGUAUCAGAAGUAGUUUAGAUAUAUAUAUGUGUGAUUGGACUAAGCAAAACUGGAUCACAUGCAAAAUAACCAGAAAGCGUGUAUUAAUCAUUUUUUCGUUUUUUUUUAAUUUCUACUCAUCUGUUGUGUUGUGCUGUUCAGGCAGACUGUUGAGAAUCAAGCAGUGGCAGCUUGCUAUUUACCUUCUUUUUUUUUUAUAGAGACUGAAGAAUCACCUCUGCAUGCUGCCAAGUUUGUGCCUUUUUUGUACCCCUUAUUUAGGAUAUUUAAUGGUGAUUGUGAGUAGGGGUUCAAAAAUGUAGCUUCUAAGCUUGAAAAUGAACAUCAGAGAGUUCUCUCAGCCUGUUGAAGUGGUUCAUGGUUUUGCUGAGUUUUUUUUUUGUUGGAAGCAGUUUUUUUUUAGUGGUCUUUGUGUGUUGGUUAGCUGAUGUAACUUUUUGUCUACAGUAUAAACUCCUUGUAAGUAGGCCAUUCAGUGUACCUGUAAGUGCAAAUAGUAUUUAAUAACAUGGUGCUGGUUAUCUAAAGGUAUUAAGGGGAUCCUUCACAAAUGCUAAAGCUGUCAAUCUUAUGAAAUUCCUGUUCGGGUACUUUUGGAUAAUAUGAUUAAAUAUUUGGGGCACUCUUUUACAGCACCACUUGAUAUGUUCUGGGGUUCCCUCCCUCUCAUACAUAUUGUAUUUUUUAUUUAAAUAGAAAAUAUUCAGCAUACAGUUCUUAAUAUUACUGUGUAUGAGAAAUAACUUAUUGUAUGAAAACGGGUCACUGAACAAUGACUGCUUUGAUGAAUUGGACAUAAUUCAUGGAGUUUAAGAAUCAUUUAUUACUUUAGACUCUAGGCUUUUCCCAUAGUUCAUUGAUCUCCAUUAUUGCCUGUUGUUUUCAUUUAUUUUUCAGGCGUUGAAUCUAUUAACGAGUCAAUAUUUGUUUCUGGUAGGUUGGUAGUAUAUAUGAACUUGCAUUAAUUAUCUCAAAAUGUGGUGCAGUCCCACAAAUAGAGUUCCAGUAAGCACAAGUCACUUUAUAUAGGAGUCCUUUGGCACAUUGAUUAGAUAUUUCUUUAAUCUGUGAUAGUGCUUACUGGAACAGUAUUGCACAGAAAAUCCAUCAUCUUAAAACAAAUUAUCCAUUUAAAGCUUUUUAGUUAUUGUAUACAAAAAAACUUGUAAAUAUCACCUCUUUGUACCAUUCACACAUUAGCAAUCAUUUUUCUCAAACGCUCUUCGGUAACUGACCAUUAGUUCAUCAUUGUUUAAAAUACAUUCUACAUGCCAUUGAAAAUGGAUAUUUCUUUUUAUGCCACUUUUUUUCAUAGGCUAAAUGUAUGCAUUUUUUAUCCACGUUCUUGUUGCUAAAGAUGGUUUCAUUAAAAGAAAAUGUGUUUUUCUACUUUUGUUAUGAAAGUGGUCAGACCAGUAUUGAACAAGGAGAACAAGUUACUAUCACUUUUAUGUGUAUGUGCUAAAAUGUCUACCUUUUUGUGUUGGUAACUACAAUAUGCAUAGUUUCAUUUGGAAAAAAAAUAUCCUGUAAAACUGCUUUGUUUCAUUCAACCUUUAGCUUUAUCGGUUUUCUUCUAAAUUAAUAUAAGGUGUUUUUCAUGGAUAUGUAAACCAACAUUUUAAAUUAAACAUACUGCAGCAUCAAACUUCCCUAGCUACUAUGUGUUCAUUAAAGGGGUACUAAACACUCAUUUUUUAUUUCAUGAGUCAGACAGAGCAUGCAUUUUUAAGAAACUUUCUAAUUUACUCCUGUUAUCAAUUUUUCUUCGUUCUCUUGCUAACUUUAUUUGAAAAAGCAGAAAUGUAAGCUUAGGAUCUGGGCCGUUUUUGGUUCAGAAUGCUGGGUAGCGCUUGCUGAUUGGUGGCUACAUUUAGCCACCAAUCAGCAAGCGCUACCCAGGUGCUGAACCGAAAAUGGGCCAGCUCCUAAGCUUUACAUUCCUUUUUUUCAAAUAAAAAUAGAAAGAUAACAAAAACAAAUGUUAAUAGGAGUAAAUUAGAAAGUUGCUUAAAAUGUCAUGUUCUAUCUGAAUCAUGAAAUAAAUUUGGGUUUAGUAUCCCUUUAAUGCAUUUGCAUCGCCCUGAAAUACGCUACACGUAUUUUAGCGCCCUUCUUGUAAUAAACCUAAUGUUAUAAAAAUUUCUAAAAAGCAAGUAUCUGAGCACUCAAGGGGGGCAAAAAUAAAGGUAAAAAUUAUUUAUUGAAAAACGUAUAAAAAAUGCAUAAAUAUGCAAGAUAGCAAGGAUGGCUGUCCUGGCGCGUUUUGCGCCCCCUAAUUAAAAAUUAAUGGCAACAUCUCAAACUCACGUGCAGGUCAACCAAAUAGAACUAUGAAACUAUUUGGUCCCAGCAUAACGUAAAGCAAUAUGGGAUUAAAAUAAAGACACACAGGUCUUAGGUUUGUAGUAUUUCACCAAUGUAUGCAGGAAGUUGUGCGUAAACCAAAUACUCACAAUUUUAUGUACGGUUUUAUGUCCCUUCAAGCUAAAAUACAAUGGACUAAGCAAGCGCUAGAUGUUAAAAAUAAAGUAACUAUUGUGUAUAAAUUUGUAGCCAUGAAUUGCUGCUUUAAAUCCUGUUCAACUUAUUUCCUGUUCAAUCUGUACCAUCAUCUUGUAUGUUUUUGCCAUCAGGAAAUGGCUGUGAAAACUGUGUUGUUUAUAUAUGAUUGAUCAGGGAAAAGUCAAAAACUAUUAAUUUGAUGUCUCACUGAUGGAGUAGAAUCUUUAAAAAAAAAAAAAAAAAAAUAUUAUAUAUAUAUAUAAUUUUUUUUGCAUAAUUGGUCCGACAAGUUUCUAGUCUCAUGGCUAACAUGUACGCUUGACCACUUCUCUUUUUUUUUUUCUUUUUUUUUCCAAAAUUUUGUUCAUACUAAAGGCAAACAUCUGUUGGCAACGUUCUGGGUGUUUUUCUUGCAUAAGGGGUUAUUUGCUGACCUCUGUUUUUGCUGCAUUUUAAUGUAUAUUUAUUCUGGUUUAAUGCAUUAUGAUUUUUUUUUUCCAUUUAGAAAAAUGUGCUAUAGGUACAACCUUUCCAAUGUCAUUAACUUUGUAUGGAUUUGAACUUUUUCAAAAAUGGGUUUUUUAUUGUUCAUUACUGACCUUGAAAUAAUUCAUGAGAUCAGGUUUGUUAAUAAAGAAAAAAAACAAAGAAAAAAAAAACAUUUUUAAAGGGUUUUGGUUGUUAAAAAAUGUUUAACAAUGAGCUGCUGUUUCUAUAAUUGAAUCUGUUCUAAACAAAAAAAUAAAUAAAUAAAAUUUUAAAAAGUUCUAACUCUAA